Bursaphelenchus xylophilus (pine wood nematode) is the source of this 2890-nucleotide messenger RNA. NCBI's taxonomy places the organism in Eukaryota, Metazoa, Nematoda, Chromadorea, Rhabditida, Aphelenchoididae. The record is from the annotation of a GenBank genome assembly.
AUGGGCCGUUCCAACAAGGUGGCUGAUGUCACCAACAUGAAUGGACUCACCGGGGCCAUCACGGAUCAACCAGAAGAGCCCAAGAGUUUCAUGGAGAAGAUCGGAUUGGGAGCAAUGGUUGGAAAGGGCCCUGAAGUCGGAGAGUAUACGAAAGGAAGGCUCAAGUACAUCUCCAAGAGCCUUGUUUUUGAUGCCAAUGAAGGAUAUUAUUACUAUUGGGUAGCGGUUGUUUCAGUGGCUUAUGUUUACAAUCUAAUUGUAAGUCAUCAUUCUCUGAUGUAACAUGUUUUUUUUAAACCUUUUCAUUAUCGAUCUGCUGGGAAAAUAAUGAGAACAUGUCACGCCGGCAAAGUGCAAAAAUUCGCUGCCAACACAGUUCGUUGUUCACCGGGGCUGCGCGAUUGCCGAUUUCACAUUGGGGUCAUUAUUUUCCCGACAGACUGAUACUAUUAUUUUUAGGUAGUGAUUGCCAGAUCAGUCUUUGUCGACUUGGAUUCCCGUAAGAUGCUGCCUUUCUGGUUGACUCUGGAUAUUUUUACCGACCUUAUUUAUUUGAUGGAUAUGUUUUUAAGAACUCACACAGGUACCUUAAGCUUGUUUUACACGCUUUCUGUAGGGUUUCUGGAGCAAGGGCUUCUGGUUAGAGAUGUUAAACGAAUAAGAACUUUGUACUUCAACAGUCUCCAGUUCAAGAUCGACAUCUUUAGUUGUCUUCCAUUGGAUUACAUGACUACGUUUAUAUUUAAACGAUCAACUGUUUUAAGAUUCAAUCGACUGCUGAAGAGGGAGAGGUUGGUCAAAUUUAUGGAACAUACUGAGACUAGAAGUUCAUUUCCGAAUGCCUUUCGAGUGGGCGCGGUUGUUUGGUAUAUCGCUGUGAUCAUUCAUUGGAAUGCGUGCUUUUAUUUUUUGAUAUCAGAAACUAUAGGCCUCGGUUCUGAUAAUUGGGUCUACGGUGUUCAGAACAAACAGUCACUCCCCGAGUAAGUGGUUUCACAUUAUAAACGCUUUAUAUCAUUUAGUGGCAUUGAUGACAGCUUGGCCAGAAGAUACAUCUACAGUUUUUACUGGUCUACUCUUAUCUUGACCACCAUUGGAGAAGUUCCUGGUCCCGUCCAGAACGUCGAAUUUGCGUUUGUCACCCUCGAUUUGAUGUGCGGUGUCUUGAUCUUUGCUACAAUCGUGGGUAACGUAGGUAGUAUGAUAUCGAAUAUGAGUGCGGCACGAACCAACUUUCAAAAUCGAAUGGAUUCCAUCAAACAGUACAUGGAAUUACGGAGGGUUGGCAAACAGGUAAAGAAUAGUUUUUGCAGGGGGACAAAGGGGGCAGCCGGGGCCCGGUGAAGUUUACACUGUAUCGGUACGCGUUUAGCAGCCAGUUGUAAAUGUAUGAGUAUUAUACAUACACUCUGUUUCAAAAUGAUAGACACGCCUAUAAAAUCUACAAUUGCGGUGUCAGGGUUUAUUUGACGGAUACGAAACCUUCACGGAUUUAAAGAGGAUUGAAAACAUGUAUACACUAAAAAAUAAUUUUUUUCUAAAGGUUUUCCAAAUUUUGGGUGUUUAGAAACGGUAGACACGCUGACUAUUUUUGCAACAGACUUGUAACACUCCGGAAUUACUUUUACGAUAUCUCCCAUCAAUUCGUUAACUUGAUUGGCCCCAAAAGUCGCGGGCCCCGAUUGUCGCCGUUCGGUUUUACAACGCAUUUUAUUAUUGAAUAUUGUAUAAAAUCAUUGAUUUUAGUUGGAGAUCCGAGUAAUUAAGUGGUUUGAUUAUCUUUGGGCCAACAAACAAAGUCUCAGCGAUCAACAAGUCCUGGAAGUUCUUCCGAAUAAACUCCAAACCGAAAUAGCUAUGCACGUUCAUUUCGAGACCCUCCGGAAAGUUCGUAUCUUCCAAGAUUGCGAAGCUGGUCUUCUCGCUGAACUGGUACUCAAACUUCAGCUUCAGGUGUUUAGCCCAGGUGAUUUUGUUUGCCGAAAAGGAGACAUUGGAAGGGAGAUGUACAUCGUGAAAAGAGGGAUGCUGCAAGUUGUGGCGGACGAUGGCUCCAAGGUCUUUGCUACACUCUCAGAAGGCGCUGUUUUUGGAGAAUUAAGUAUUCUAAACAUUCAAGGUGAGUAUUUUUGUAAAGAUAAAAAGCCAGACAAAACAAAUAUAUUUUAAUCUCUUUUAGAAUGCAUGGAAGUAUUAGGCCAUCCCUUUUAAUUAGAUUGUUGGCCCAGUGCCGUAGAUUAAACAGAAUGGAGAGAGCUCCAAGGCGUUAAACAUCAUUGUUAUACAAUUAGCGUUAAGCCUUUUUUCUGACCCCAUUUUGCUAAAGUAAUCGCAACACAUGAUGACUUUCAUCGCUCAUCUCAUUAAUUUAGGAAGCAAAAAUGGAAACCGAAGAACGGCCAAUGUCCGAUCCCUGGGAUACACAGAUUUAUUUGUACUCAAUAAAACAGAUUUGUGGAAUGCCUUGCGGGAAUACCCUGAGGCGAGGAAGAUCUUGAUCAAUAAAGGAAGAGAGCUCCUCAGAAAAGAUAAUCUACUCGACGAAACUGCUCCAGUGGAAAGCAAAACAGCAGAAGAAAUGGCUGAUGAGUUACAAAACUCCGUCAGGAUAUUACAAACAAGGUGAUUUUAGAUCAAAGUAAGGAUCGGAAAUAAUUUUAGAUUAGCCAGGUUAAUGGCGGAGCAUACAAAUACGGAGAGCAAACUGAAGGAACGAGUACACUAUCUGGAAAGAAAACUGAUGAAUGGCGAUGACUCAGACGAUGAAGUCAUCACCAUUCACACCCCAUUUUCAGCUGGGGACAAAAAUAAUAUUACGGAAUCUGCUGUCGAAGUGGAACGACGGAAACUUCUCCGUCCAGAGGAAACAGAUUCCGAUUCUGAAUAUUAA